Messenger RNA from Pochonia chlamydosporia 170, 1833 nucleotides. RefSeq names its product oxidoreductase (Msc7). Bases 1 to 1833 code for a protein of 610 amino acids. Gene Ontology annotation, molecular function: aldehyde dehydrogenase (NAD+) activity. NCBI's taxonomy places the organism in Eukaryota, Fungi, Ascomycota, Sordariomycetes, Hypocreales, Clavicipitaceae. The transcript has 2 exons. The record is from RefSeq and is a predicted model, not a curated record.
AUGGAGUCCGUCUCCUUGGAGCGGCUGUUGUCGACAUGGCACAAAUUCAGCGACUAUGCGACUGACAAGCUCGACAUCACGACAACAACCCUCCAAAUAGGAUGUGCCAUCAUCGCCGUCCUCUUUUCCAUCUUCCUUACCCGCCUCUCGGCACACGCCUACGCCAAUUCAACCCCCCGACCUCGUCGAUACACAGUCCCUCCACCAAAGUACCCCGAAACCAACACACCCGUCGACCAGACCAGCGUCAAAAUCCCCGGAUCCUCCGCCAUCCAGUGCUACGCCCCUGCCACAGGCCAAUUCCUCGGCCUCGUCAACCCCUCUACCCCCGAUGGAAUCGACCGCGCCAUCGCUGCCGCUGCAACGGCCCAAAAGGAAUGGAGCAGAACCUCCUUUCGCGAGCGUAGAGCCGUUCUCCGCUCCCUCCUGCAAUACGUGAUGGAUAAUGCGGAGGGGAUUUGCAGAAUCGCAGGUCUGGACAGCGGCAAGACAAUGGUCGAUGCGCAACUCGGUGAGAUUCUGGUCACGGUUGAAAAGAUCCAGUGGACGCUGCUGCAUGGUGAGAAGGCGCUGCGGCCGUCGAGACGUCCUACCAACUUGUUGAUGUCGUAUAAGCGGAAUACUGUCCACUACGAGCCAUUGGGCGUGAUUGCGGCCCUCGUCUCUUGGAACUACCCGUUCCACAAUAUGAUAGGCCCCAUUAUCAGCGCCUUGUUCACUGGUAAUGCUAUUGUCGUCAAGGUUUCCGAGCAGACGGCCUGGUCGAGCGGGCAUUUUGCCAGCAUUGCCCGCGGCGCACUCAUAGCUCAUGGCCAUGAUCCGAAUCUCAUCCAGACGGUUGCCUGCUGGCCCCAAACAGCAGGACACUUGACAUCUCACCCCGGAAUCAGCCACAUCACCUUCAUCGGCUCCCAGUCUGUAGCGCACCAUGUCGCCGCGAGCGCGGCGAAGAGCCUCACGCCAGUUGUGGCAGAACUCGGCGGCAAGGAUCCCUUCAUCGUGCUCGACUCUGCGGCCAAGGACCUCGCCCGCAUAGCAGAGGUUGUUUUGAGAGGGACGUUCCAGGCUGCCGGCCAGAAUUGCAUUGGCAUCGAGCGAGUCAUAGCAUCAGGCGCCUACGACAAGCUCGUUCAAAUAUUCGAGCCCCGCGUAAAAACCCUCCGCCUAGGUCCAGACGCAGAUGUCGGCGCCAUGAUUUCCGACGCCUCCUUCGAUCGACUAGAGGAACUUAUUGCCGAAGCUGUCUCGCAGGGUGCUCGCCUCCUCGCCGGCGGCAAGCGAUACAACCACCCUGAUUACCCAAUGGGACAUUACUUCCAGCCCACUCUCCUCGUGGACGUGACUCCCGAAAUGCGUAUCGCCCAGAACGAAUGCUUCGCCCCCGUCUUGACCAUGUUGCGAGCAAAGUCCUCUUCCGCAGAGGACAUGCUCGCCAUUGCGAACGCACCCAAUUUCGGUCUCGGCGCCUCUGUCCACGGCUCUGAGCGUGAUCCCGCCAUGGGACCUAUAGUUCGUGGCCUCAAAGCCGGUAUGGUUGCGGUCAAUGAUUUCGCCGCUUACUAUGCUGUGCAACUCCCCUUUGGAGGUGUUGCUGGCUCAGGGUACGGCCGGUUUGCAGGUGAAGAAGGUCUCAGAGGUCUAUGUAACAUCAAGAGUGUCUGUGAGGACCGUUUUGGAUGGAUGGGUAUUCGGACGGGGAUUCCUCCACCUGUACAGUAUCCUGUCCCCAGUCAAGCAAAGGGCUGGAAAUUUACCCAAGGUGUUGUCGAGGUUGGCUAUGGAGAGGGACCAAGAAAAGUCAAGGGCUUGGGUAAGAUACUGGGAAAUAUGUAA